This is a messenger RNA of Artibeus jamaicensis (Jamaican fruit-eating bat), 1539 nucleotides long. RefSeq names its product ST6 beta-galactoside alpha-2,6-sialyltransferase 2 (gene ST6GAL2). The record is from RefSeq and is a predicted model, not a curated record. The transcript has 5 exons. Bases 1 to 1539 code for a protein of 512 amino acids. NCBI's taxonomy places the organism in Eukaryota, Metazoa, Chordata, Mammalia, Chiroptera, Phyllostomidae. Gene Ontology annotation, molecular function: sialyltransferase activity.
AUGAAACCUCACUUGAAGCUGUGGAGACGACGAACUCUUUGUGGGAUGUUUGCUUGGGGGAUCCUCUUCCUGGCGAUUUUCGUUUACUUCACUGACAGCAACCCUGCUGAGCCUGCACCCAGCUCCUUUGCCUUCUUGGAGACCAGGAGGCUCCUGCCCAUGCAGGGGAAGCAGAGGACCAUCAUGGGUGCCAUGCAGGAGCCAUCCUCACCAGAAAGUGUGGAGGCAAACAAGGGGCUGCCAGAUGGACACGCCACAGGGCCUCACUAUCAGCAGAAAUGGACCCAGGUGCAAAGUGGAGUUAAAAAUAAAGACGAGUUCUUUUCAUCCCAGAUUGGGAGAAAAUCUCAAAGUACUUUCUACCCAGAGGACAACAACUACUUUUUUGCUGCUGGUCAGCCAGGGCCUCGCAGCCAUACUCAGGGUGCAUGGGAGUCGCAUUUCCUCAGACACCCUGGCAGGUGGGAGGGGUUAUCGAUGGUGAAGAAAAGGCACCUGCAUCAGAGGAACAGCCAUUUGCUGGAGGAGGAGAAUGAUGGAGACAGAUUGUAUUCCUCAAUGUCUAGAACCUUCCUGCACCAGCUGUGGAAGGGAAACAUUUCCUCCAAGAUGCUCAACCCGCGCCUGCAGAAGGCAAUGAGGGACUACAUGACCACUAAUAAGCACGGCGUGCGUUUCCGCAGGAGGCGUGCGACGGGGCGGAGCCGGGGGGCUUUGCUGUGCUCGCUGCAGCGCCGGGUGCGAGUGCGCACGCUGGAUGGCACAGAGCCCCCCUUCUCUGCGCUGGGCUGGCGGGGUCUGGUGCCUGCAGUGCCACUCAACCAGCUGCACCCACACGGCUUGCGCUCCUGCGCCGUGGUCAUGUCUGCUGGUGCCAUCCUCAACUCCUCCUUGGGGGAGGAGAUAGAUUCUCAUGAUGCAGUUUUGAGAUUUAAUGCUGCUCCUACACGUGGCUAUGAGAAAGAUGUUGGAAAUAAAACCACUGUGCGCAUCAUUAAUUCCCAGAUUCUGACCAACCCCAACCAUCACUUCAUUGAAAGUUCAUUGUAUAAAGAUGUCAUUUUGGUGGCUUGGGACCCUGCUCCUUAUUCUGCAAAUCUUAACCUGUGGUACAAGAAGCCAGAUUACAACCUAUUUACUCCAUAUGUUCAGCAUCGUCAGAGAAACCCAAAUCAGCCAUUUUACAUUCUUCAUCCUAAAUUUAUAUGGCAGCUUUGGGACAUUAUCCAGGAGAACACUAAGGAGAAGAUUCAGCCCAACCCACCAUCUUCUGGCUUCAUUGGAAUCCUCGUCAUGAUGUCCUUGUGCAGUGAGGUGCAUGUGUAUGAGUACAUCCCAUCCAUCAGGCAGACAGAGCUCUGCCACUACCACGAGCCCUACUAUGAUGAAGCCUGCACACUGGGAGCAUACCACCCACUGCUCUACGAGAAGCUGCUGGUGCAGCGCCUGAACAUGGGUGCCAGGGCUGACCUGCACCAUAAGGGGAAGGUGGUCCUGCCAGGGCUGCGGGCUGUGCACUGCGCCACCCCCAGCUCGUGA